AUGGAUGGCAAAAGGCAUCCCAGCUCAUUUCAGCAGCUGGAGAAGCUGGGCGAAGGCACCUACGCAACUGUAUUCAAAGGUAGAAAUCGACAGACUGGUGAACUCGUCGCUCUCAAGGAAAUACAUCUUGACUCCGAGGAGGGAACCCCGUCGACUGCAAUUCGAGAGAUCUCUCUUAUGAAGGAACUCAAACAUGACAACAUCGUUGCCCUACACGACGUCAUCCACACAGAGAACAAGCUCAUGCUCGUCUUCGAAUAUAUGGACGGGGAUCUCAAAAGAUACAUGGACAUGCAUGGCGAGCGAGGGGCCCUGAAACCCGCCACUAUCAAGAGCUUUAUGUAUCAGCUCCUAAAGGGCAUCGACUUUUGCCACCAGAACCGGGUCCUGCACCGCGACCUAAAGCCUCAAAACCUUCUCAUAAACAGCAAAGGACUUUUGAAACUUGGAGAUUUUGGUCUGGCACGAGCAUUCGGCAUCCCCGUCAAUACCUUUUCCAACGAAGUCGUCACGCUUUGGUAUCGCGCUCCCGACGUCUUGCUGGGCAGCAGGACGUAUAACACCAGCAUCGACAUAUGGUCUGCAGGGUGCAUCAUGGCUGAGAUGUAUACUGGCCGCCCUCUCUUCCCGGGCACUACAAACGAGGACCAGAUUGUCAGGAUAUUCCGCAUUAUGGGCACGCCCACUGAGCGCACUUGGCCCGGCAUCGCACAGUUCCCAGACUAUAAGCCUACCUUCCAAAUGUAUGCCACUCAGGACCUCCGCAAUAUUCUCCAAGCCAUCGACCCUGUGGGGAUCGACCUGUUGCAGCGAAUGUUGCAGCUGCGUCCUGAACUGCGAAUUAGUGCCCAUGACGCUCUUCAACACCCUUGGUUCAAUGAUUUGGUCAUGCAUCAGCAACAGCACCACCAGCAGCAGGCACUGCACGCCCAGGCAAGGGCCUACCAACAAGGUGUACCAGCGCAGAAUUACGAUACUUACUAG
This is a messenger RNA of Metarhizium acridum CQMa 102, 984 nucleotides long. It is a transcript of the gene PHO85, whose product is annotated as negative regulator of the PHO system. NCBI's taxonomy places the organism in Eukaryota, Fungi, Ascomycota, Sordariomycetes, Hypocreales, Clavicipitaceae. Gene Ontology annotation, biological process: protein phosphorylation. Gene Ontology annotation, cellular component: nucleus; cytoplasm. The record is from RefSeq and is a predicted model, not a curated record. Gene Ontology annotation, molecular function: cyclin-dependent protein serine/threonine kinase activity; ATP binding.